Molecule: messenger RNA, 3492 nt
Organism: Lachancea fermentati
Lineage: Eukaryota; Fungi; Ascomycota; Saccharomycetes; Saccharomycetales; Saccharomycetaceae
Source: the annotation of a GenBank genome assembly
AUGAAUCUCCUGAGAACCAUCAGCCGUCGGCCGACCUUAGCCUCCGUCAACAUCAGGUACCACAAGACGGUUGGCCAUAGGCUGCGUGACAUAAUAGAAUGGGUUAGUAACCUCGUACACCCCUUCGUGAAACACUUCUUCCCGAACUUCAUCGCUGUUCACUACUUCUACAUUAUAUCACUGACUCUACUGGCUUCGAUUCUAAUGUAUCCAGUGAAGAAUUUUGCAUACAUUGAUAUUCUUUUUACAGCUGCAGGUGCUGCAACACAAGGUGGGCUGAAUACAAUAAACGUAAACGACAUGUCAUUGUAUCAGCAAAUAGUAAUAUAUGUCAUUUGCUUUCUCACCACGCCAAUAUGGAUACAUGGUGGACUAGCAUUUGUAAGACUUUACUGGUUUGAGAGGUAUUUUGAUGGGAUUAAAGACUGGUCGAAAAGAAAUUUCAAGAUGAGACGGACCAAGACACUUAUCCAGAGAGAAUUAUCACGCACUAUGUCGUCAGGAGCAAACAGGUUUAGUAAUUCUAAUAAGGCCGAUAAUGACUUCCAGUCUAAACUAUUCAGCGGACAAAUGGUUAACAGAGAGGAGACAGAGAACAACGACAAUUAUGAAAUGCAACCCAUUCAGGAACAAGAUAAAACUAAUAUGCAUAAAGAUACCCAUACAAGUUCUUCCAUGGACACCUCCAAAAGCAGUUCAGAUGAUUCCCCUGUAAUACGAUUUGGAAACAUGCCUAAGCCAGAGAAAGUUACGAAGAGUCCAACCAAUAAAGAGCACUUUAAGGGAAGAAGGCGAUCGCGAGACAUCAGCCCUGCUGAUAUGUACCGGUCCAUUUCCAUGCUCCAAAACAGACAUAAAGGAGAACAUGAAAACGAGGGCCCUGCACUGGUGAUUAGUGGUCCGGCAGAGAGAAGACAUGACCCAGAUGAGGAGGUAGAAGCAUCAAUUAAAUCGAAUCCCUUGAUAAAUCAUCAAGAUACACACCAACUAUCUUCAUUAACAGAAAACAGCACUACUAUUCAAGAUGAGAGUGAUGAUGAUUCUCUAAAACAGUCGGAUAUCCAAAGCCCUCGGACGUACGGGAAACCCUCAGAAAUAAGCUUCUCCACGCAAUCGCCGCCUAUCGAAAAGCAUUUAAAGAAUAGUGGCCCUUCUAUACAAUUUGACAUUAAAAAACCCCCUUCUACUUUGAAGAGGAAUAAUACCGCAGGUUCGAGCAUUUAUAAACGACGGAGGAGAAAGUUAAGGCCAAGACUUUUUCGUCGAUUGCCUUCUUCUGAUCAACUUAAACAACGUCUGAGACGAUUUACGAACGAUUCUGAUGACGACGGAAAUGACGCAGAUCUUGAAGAAGACUCAAAUGAGAGUGACGAAGGUGUUUGGGAUGAUCAAAGAAAGCACAAACCUACCAAUGAACCUGAAUUAGGAGAAAUGUCCCCUCUUGAAAAGGCGCAAUCAAAUCUUGCCCUUCCUUCGAAGGAUGCCACGGGAGGUCUAAAAUUUAGCAAGCGUUCAAACACUUUGGAAACCCCAAGCAAUCCUGACUUUAACUCAUUAACUGAGUCACCAAGCUUUCAAAAAAUGAUAUAUAAGAAGUGGAAGGACGAACGCAGGAGGAACAGGCGGUUCAGACCUUCUGCAUACAUUCAUCCGAGUUUGGCUCAUAGUACAGGUGAACUAAGUCAUUGGACGUCGUCGCGCCACAGGAGGACACCAACAGUAAAUACUAUUUCCCCCGAUAGGCCUGUGGAUGCGAAUAAUGAUGAAGAAGAAAGCUAUUUUGGAUUAACAUUCGAUCAUGACGAGAGAUCGAAACUAAAGAGAAUGAUGAGCACAAAUUAUUUAUCCUAUCAACCGAGAAUCGGUCGUAACUCCACAUUUGUGGGGUUAAAUGAUUCCCAAAAAGCCGAAUUGGGUGGAGUCGAGCAUCGUGCCAUUAAGUUACUUUGUCGAUUGUUACUUAUUUAUUAUUUUGGCUUUCAUCUUAUGGGGAUUGUGAUGAUAGUACCAUGGAUCAGUAAAAUGAAUAAUUAUAAAACUCUCGUUAGAGAAGAUGGCGUGUCACCAGGUUGGUGGGGAGUAUUCACGUCAAUGAGUGCGUUUAACGAUCUCGGCUUAACAUUAACACCAGAUUCCAUGCUUUCAUUUAAUAAAGCUAUUUAUCCACUCAUAACUAUGAUGUGGUUUAUUAUUAUAGGAAACACGGGAUUUCCUAUUUUGCUCAGAUUUAUUAUAUGGAUUCUCUUCAAACUUUCUUCUGAUCUCUCUCUUUUCAAAGAGUCACUAGGAUUUUUAUUGGACCAUCCGAGGCGUUGCUUCACGUUACUAUUUCCAAGUGCACCUACGUGGUGGCUACUACUCAUUCUCGUGGUUCUUAAUGUAACCGAUCUAAUUUUGUUCAUUGUUCUGGAUUUAAAUUCGAAAGUCGUAGAAGGGCUGACUAGCGGAUUUAAGGUCUUGGAUGGUCUAUUCCAGGCAGUAAGCACCCGUACCGCUGGUUUUACGGUACUAAACUUGAGUCAACUACAUCCCUCUGUACAGGUUUCUUACAUGCUGAUGAUGUAUGUUUCGGUUUUACCAUUAGCAAUUUCGAUUAGGAGGACCAAUGUUUACGAGGAGCAAUCUCUGGGUAUAUAUGGAGAGGAUGGCGAGGAAGCUCGUGAGGAGAACUCGGAGUUUGAAAGGAAAAUGGAUCACAGUGCCAGGUCUUUCAUAGGCGCUCACCUUCGGAGACAGCUUUCCUUUGACUUGUGGUUUUUGUUUUUAGGACUUUUCAUUCUGUGUAUUAGUGAGGGACCGAAAAUCAAAGAUCCAAAGGAACCAGAUUUCACAGUGUUUCAAGUUCUUUUCGAGGUUGUAAGCGCCUAUGGUACCGUGGGGUUGUCGUUAGGGUACCCCAAUACGGAUCAGUCAUUCUCUGCCCAAUUCAAUACCUUUUCGAAGCUAGUAAUAAUAGCUAUGCUUAUUCGAGGCCGGCACAGAGGAUUACCUUAUUCCCUUGAUCGUGCUAUCAUUCUUCCCAGUGACAAAAUGGAAGAAAGAGAUCAUUUGGAAGAUCUCAAAAUGCAUAAUAAUGACACUGAUAACAAGGACCCUAUUUUGAGCUACUUGAGAAAUUACGCUGACUCGAUUGGCGAUGGUCUCAGAUCAAUGUUCCGCGCAAAUUCUAAUAGACAUAGGAACGAAGAUGAGGAAAGUCGGUUGAAUCAAGAGAGCCGCUUGGAUGAGGAGAGUGGCUUAAAUGAGGAACGUGACUCCGACCCGGAAUCGUAUCGCAACUCUACAUUUGAUCAUUCAUACUCCGUACGGUCACCUGAAAGACAGUGUGGCAGUAGUGUUGAAGACCAACACUCCGUUUCGCCGCGAGCUGGAAGUGUUCUUCACUCGUCUCUCCAUUCAACUCAGAACGGCCAACUAAGUUCCGACGAUGAACAAUCAAGCAUCCCGUCCCACACACCAUUCGGCAUUGACAGAAGGUCUCAAACUCCAUAG